AUGUCAAACAAACCAGUUCCAUCACUUCCCAAAAACGAUGAUUCUUUAAAAAAACAAUCUUUAUUAAAUGAUAAAGAUGAAAAAAAAGAUUCGAAGAAUUAUCCACAAGAAGUAGCCACAAGUAAUCACCCACAUCUUACAGCUGUUAAAGAAGUCGUUUCAAACGUUGUACAUAACACAGCUCAAGCUUUAAAGAUUGAACCAAAGGAAAGUCAUCCUGAGGCCUACCAUCAAGAUGAAAAUCAUUUUCUUAAUCGGCUUACACCUUUUAACCAACAAACUUUAAUCAAAAAUGUUCACAAGGAUCAGAUAGAUAUGUCGAAAUUUUUCCAUGUGAUGAGGAUAGGAAACAAUAAGAUAGUGCAAGAACAGGGACAGGAGAAGAAUGAAAAAAGUAAAGUGAAUAAGUAUGGACAAGAAGAGGAUGGGUUAUUUAAAGAAUCACAGAAGAGAGGAUCAAAGAUUAAUGUAGAAUCACAAAAACAAUCACAGAAAGGGAGGAAACAGCAUAAUGAUUUGGAAAGUUUUUUAUCAAGAGAAGAUUUAAAUUUGAAAUCAAAUGUUUAUAGAGGUACAUUGUAUGAAUAUGAAACGAUAUCAUGCCUCAAAGAUCAUUUUGGAAUUACAACAAGAAGAGUGGGAGGAACAAAUGAUUCUGGAAUCGAUUUUAGGGGUAGAUGGACAUUGCCAAAUAAUCAAAAGUUAAAUAUAAUAGGUCAAUGUAAAAAUAAUUCAAGUAAAUGCUCACCAAUUUCAGUUAGAGAGUUGGAAGGUGUUCUAUGUACCGAAACCAAAGAUACUCUUGGUAUAUUAUCCUCCAAAUCAAGUUUUAGUAAGGCUGCUAUCACGAGAUUUUAUGCCUCUCCUUAUCCAUUGAUUUUAGUUUGCGUGUUAAAUGACGGGCAAAACUGUGAGACUUUUACUUGGAACAAAACUUGCGAGAAAAUUUUGGAUAGUUUUCAAGUUACACAAAAGUUUUAUAAUGCGAAAGAUGAUAUUUCUGAUGAUGUUAUUGACCACAAGCCUAUAUUAUUAUAUGAUGGAAAACCUUUCAUUCCUAAUUUUCAAGAAUAG
Funneliformis geosporum is the source of this 1074-nucleotide messenger RNA. The record is from the annotation of a GenBank genome assembly. Lineage: Eukaryota; Fungi; Glomeromycota; Glomeromycetes; Glomerales; Glomeraceae.